GAUUGGAUAAGAGAAACACGUCACCGGGAGCUGAAGGCGGAAGUGGUUGGCCGAGGGCAGCGCUGUACGAUGAGCGUUGCUAAUCUCCUCUCUUGUGCCAUAUUAAAGGUUUUGUGACGUUCAUUAAACAGGGAUCGCUGAAGUUUAGAUAUGGAGGUGCCCUGCUACCUUCCCAAACUGCUGUUUGAGCUCAAUGAGCAGCGAAAGCGAGACUUUUUCUGUGACUGCAGCAUCCUUGUCGAGGGCCGUGUUUUCAAGGCCCAUCGCAAUGUGUUGUUUGCUGGUAGCGGGUAUUUCCGGGCUCUUCUGGUUCACUAUCUGCAGGAUAAUGGUCAACGCUACAGCACAGCAUCACUGGACAUUGUAACCGCUGAUGCUUUCUCAAUUAUCCUGGACUUCCUCUACUCCGGCCGCUUGGCCUUAAACAGACGCAAUGUCAUUGAGGUGAUGUCAGCUGCCAGUUACCUGCAGAUGACUGACCUGGUGAACUUCUGUAAAGGAUACAUCCGCUCAUCUUUGGAAAUAUGCAACAAGGACAAGGAGAGGGAUGCUGAGAAGGAGGAGCAGGCACAGGAUGGAGCGAUGGGUCCCGCAGACAGCGGCACUCCAACUGUGGCGAUUUCCAGUGCUGCAGGGGCUGCAGAGCCUCCUUCACAGGUUUCAGAGGCAGAUAGAGGGGCAGAAUUAGGUUCGGAGUCUGUGACCUCGGCUAGAACUCCCUUGCCGAUCCCUGUUACCACACCUCCAGGGACCAGCAGGGACAUGGACAGUGACUACCACUCUAGGGAGGAGUUUGCAUCCGAGAGUGAAGGACAGAAGGGACACAUGGAUCAGACAAACCUCUCAUCUUCCUCAUCCUCUGCUUUGACCCCAGAGUUACUGAACCCUAAGAUAGAGUACGACCCUGAUGAAGAGCUUAUGGAGUCCCCUGACACCAAAGACCUUGCCUCGUAUCCUGGACCUACUUUGCAUAAUCCUCAUCAUAGCAGACUACUCCCCCCAAGUCCCAACGAGCGCUCCUCCCUGGGUUACAGCUCUUCUUAUAAUGCCAGGCAGCUGAUGGAGAUGCUGGCCAGAGGUGAGGGCCCCAGUCCCCUUGGGGAUAGAGUGGGGCAGCGUUUUUCCCAAGGACUAGGUAACAGCACAGGAGGAGGCAGAAUGGAUGAAAGUUUAGGUUUUGUGGGAUCGUCUAUCAUGGAGAUGCAGUCUGACUGGCUUGGAGAAGAUGCAGGCGAUGGCUUGGUAGUGCCAGUGAAGCUCCACAAGUGCCCAUUCUGCCCGUACACUGCAAAGCAGAAGGGCAUCAUGAAGAGACACAUCCGUUGUCACACAGGAGAGAGACCCUUCCCCUGUCCCAUGUGUGGCAAGAGGUUCACUAGACAGGAGCACCUCCGCAGCCAUGCCCUCAGUGUCCACAGGCACUACUGGCCAGUAUCUUGUAAGAGCUGCAGACGAACCUUCACCGGAUCCAAUGUUUCGCCGGGACUCAGACGCUUCGGCAUCUGCGACAGCUGCAAUUGCGUGACCACCACUCAUGAUGAGUCCGCCCCCGUUCACGCUGCUAGCCAACCAGAGCCCAUGGAGCGUGCAGAUGGCGGUACGGAUUGGUCCAGUUUUAUGGACGACGUGGACGAGGUGGAGGUUGGCAGAGUGGAGGACUUGGUGGAGAAACAGAUGCUUGAAAGGCAGCUUGCUGUCUGCAGUGAUGUCGGCCACACACUGUGAAUCUGUUGCCCACUGUGCUCAAUGAAGAAAACCUCGUAGACUCUUAACUGUUCUGCUGUGCAGUUGUUAACUGUGGCCAAACUGCUAUUGAUGUUAAAUUAUUGCUGUAUCAUGAACUUAUUUAUUGAUUAAUAUGAAACAAAAUGACUAAUUUUGGCUAUUUGGCUCCUGUGAGUUGUCUGACAGCAAAUGGAUUCAGUGUUUGUGUUUCUUUUAAAGUCAUAAACGUGCCCUUUAACUUCCUGCCCAUGUUUUUGCACAGUUAAUCAAAUUCAUAUUUGCCUGUUUACAUAAAGAGAAGGUCAGAGCUGUAGUUUCCUGCUUUUUUAUAAUCAAUACAGAAGAUGAACAAAGAGCUUGUUGUAUAUUCUUAUGACAGUUUAAUCCAGUUUGAUCCAAUUUCACAGCAAAAAAUUGCUUUUGUUAUGACGGGACCACUGUGGGAAUUGUUACAAUAAAUGUGUUGUGUAACUGGA
Messenger RNA from Paralichthys olivaceus (Japanese flounder), 2201 nucleotides. It is a transcript of the gene zbtb8b, whose product is annotated as zinc finger and BTB domain containing 8B. Gene Ontology annotation, biological process: regulation of transcription by RNA polymerase II. The record is from RefSeq and is a predicted model, not a curated record. NCBI's taxonomy places the organism in Eukaryota, Metazoa, Chordata, Actinopteri, Pleuronectiformes, Paralichthyidae. Gene Ontology annotation, molecular function: protein binding; DNA-binding transcription factor activity, RNA polymerase II-specific; RNA polymerase II cis-regulatory region sequence-specific DNA binding.